UUAUAUUAUUCUAUUUCAUAUUUUUGUUUUGCAGACAUUGAUAAGCUUGUUGUUGGGAUGAAUGUCAACAUUAAGCGUUCUGAUGGACGCAUCCAUGGUGCAUUAGUUACACAAAUUGCUAGACUCACUGGAAUGAUUUCUGUUGAAUGGUUUGAAAGGGGUGAGACAAAAGGAAAGGAUAUUGAGCUGGCCGCAAUUGUUAAGAACAAUCCUGAACUGUUUACACCUUCGGGUCUUCAUACAUCCCGAUCUCGUCAAUCCAUUUCAUCAUUGAAUCACGGACAAACUCAACCGCCAACAACUGCUUCCUCUUCUGCAAUUAAUACAACUGUUGCCUUUGUUGACAAUGAUAAGGUUAUUGGUGAGCGAAGACGUACACAUGCCAUCCCUAAUGUCAACAAUAAGUCUGAUAAGAAAGAAGUUGCAGUACUGGUUGACAUUGACGAGGAUGUUAUUAUUAGUUCAGAACCAGUGCAUUUUACGGAUGAGAAUCAGCCUAAUAACAUUCCUGCUUCCUCUGCGGCACAAUUAUCGAGACGGUCUAAAUUACUAACAAAUAUUGAGGAUAUGGAGAGGAAUCGUGAACAAAGGAGGGUUCAACAGGAUGUGGCACGCAAACAACGAGAACUCCAAAUGCAAAUCGAUCCAGGAAAUCCUCAUUGGGAGUUUCUUUCCAUGAUCCGCGAUUACCAAUCUCAACUUGUCUAUCGUCCUCUUCGAAUUACAGAUCCGGUUUUAGACAACCGAAUUUGUGUCUGUGUUCGCAAAAGACCGUUAAGUAAAAAAGAAUUGAUUGGUAAAGAGGUGGAGGUGGUUACUAUUCCAAACAAGGAUCGAGUUAUUGUACACCAGCCUCAAACAAAAGUUGAUUUAACAAAAUAUCUGGUUAAUCAACAAUUUAAAUUUGACUACACCUUUAAUGAAAAUUCUUCAAAUGAACUGGUUUACAAAUUUAGUGCACAGCCUCUUGUCAGGACUAUUUUUCAAAGAGGUUUCGCUACUUGUUUUGCAUAUGGUCAAACAGGCUCUGGAAAGACACAUACAAUGGGCGGUAUAAUUGAGGGAAAACAUCUUGAUUGUAGUGCUGGCAUUUAUGCAAUGACUGCUAAUGAUGUCUUUGCUUUAUUACAUUCGCCUGAAUAUAAAAAUGAAUGUUUAAUGGUCGCCUGCAGUUUUUUCGAGAUCUACGGGGCAAUGGUUUUUGAUUUGCUCAACAAAAAGGCAAAGCUACGCGUCUUAGAAGAUGCAAAACGCGUCGUUCAAGUUGUUGGUUUAAAGGAGUUGAAGGUUAACAGCGUUGAAGAUGUAUUAAAAAUAAUCAAACUUGGCUCAAAUCAACGUACCGCUGGACAAACUUCCGCUAAUUCUAAUUCGUCUCGUUCUCACGCUGUGUUCCAAAUUAUUCUUAGGAAGCGUGAAAAAAAUGAAGAUGCUUUAUAUGGUAAAUUUUCUCUUAUUGACUUGGCGGGUAAUGAACGUGGAGCUGAUACAAUUAGCUCUGACAGACAAACUCGUCUUGAAGGAGCUGAGAUUAACAAGUCUUUGUUGGCAUUGAAAGAAUGUAUUCGGGCUAUGGGACGUGAUGAACAACAUAUUCCCUUCCGGGGCUCUAAGCUCACUUUAAUUCUUCGCGAUUCAUUUGUGGGGAAAUAUGCUAAAACUUGCAUGAUUGCUAUGAUCAGCCCUGGAAUUAGCUGUGUUGAAAACACCAUGAAUACACUCCGAUAUGCUGAUAGAGUUAAAGAACUUGGUGGUGAGAGGGAUGAUCAAGACGAACAACAAGCAGAGGACGAUGAAAACUUUUUGUGGAGCGAUGACGAAUAA
Meloidogyne enterolobii is the source of this 1824-nucleotide messenger RNA. Lineage: Eukaryota; Metazoa; Nematoda; Chromadorea; Rhabditida; Meloidogynidae. The record is from the annotation of a GenBank genome assembly.